CGGACGGCUGCCGUGAGCCCCGAGGCCCGAGCCGCACCGGAUCGCCUGCCGCCGCCGCGUCGUGUCGGGACCGGACACUUCACCCGGCCAGCACACAGUCCCCCCGCCACCGGCGCCGCGGCGGCACCGGCCAUCGGCUCUCUUCGUCCCGCCCCCGCUUCCGGAAAGAGCGAGGCGUUUCCCUCUCGAGCCUCCGCGUGGCCAGGUGCGACGCCUCGGAGUGGCGGCGGGAGAUGGUGAAGAUAGUGACGUACAACGUGAACGGGCUGCGGCCGCGGGUGGUGCAGCACGGCUCGCUCCGCCGCCUCCUCGACGCCCUCGACGCCGACAUCAUCUGCUUCCAGGAGACCAAAUUGUCAAGACAGGACCUGUCAGCAGAUGUCAUAAUGGCUGAAGGAUACGAGGCUUUUGUUUCAUGCAAUCGCUCUGCUAAAGGGCGUGGAGCAUACUCUGGUGUUGCAACAUUUUGUCGAGUAACAUCAGCAUUUUCCAGCCAGGAGGUUGCUUUGCCAGUAGCAGCCGAAGAAGGAUUUACUGGACUUCAGGACUAUGCAAAAAACAGCGAAAUUGUUGGGGAUUUUGUUAUUGCAACUCCUGUAGAGGAGGAGGGCCUUGGUGAAAUCACAAGAGAGGACCUUAUAAAGGUGGACAAUGAGGGGCGGUGCAUCAUCACCGAUCACGGACAUUUUGUGCUUUUCAACAUAUAUGGCCCAGCUGUUGAAGCAGAUGAUAAAGAGCGGGUUCGUUUUAAGCUACUAUUUUAUAAGAUACUGCAGAAACGAUGGGAACAUCUAUUGGCUCUUGGAAAGAGAGUCUUUGUUGUUGGUGAUUUGAAUAUUGCUCCUGCUUCAAUAGAUAGGUGUGAUGCGCCGCCUGGUUUUGAGAAACAAAUGUUCCGAGAAUGGCUGAGAUCCAUGCUGAGAGAACAUGGAGGUCCCUUUUUUGAUGCUUUUCGAUCAAAACACCCUGAAAGGGCAGGAGCAUAUACUUGCUUUAAUCAAAAAAUUGGUGCUGAAGAAUAUAAUUAUGGUUCUAGAAUAGACCACAUUCUCAUUUCCGGUGCCUGUCUCCAUCAUUGCGAUUCUGCGGAGGAUCAUAGCAUUUUCUGUUGCCAUGUAGAAGAAUGUGAGAUAAUGAAUCAUUUCAAAAGAGGGAAUUCUGAAAAUUUGUCAAAGUGGAAAGGGGGAAGAAGUAUUAAGCUAGAAGGAUCUGAUCAUAUUCCAGUUUAUAUUUUGCUGAAAGAAAUUCCUGAACUUCCAGUUCAUAAUAUCCCACCAUCAGCUGCAAGAUAUCUUCCAGAGGUCCGUGGACGGCAACAGAGUAUUGUGUCAUUCUUCAAUAAAGGGAAAACUUAUGAGCUGCAGGAUGCUGGACGUUUGGUUCUGUCAGAGGAUACAUUAAAUGAUAGCUACUGUAGUGAUGGCUUGGAAAAUAAAACUAUAGCUAAGGUGGGACUGGCAGAUGCAAAAGGUGGUAACCUUCCUAGUUUGAUAUGUAAGGGGGGAGAUCUUGAUCAAUGGAGAAAUGAAGGUUUGAGUGGCAUCUCCUAUAACCGCCAGAAAAAUUCACCAUCUGGCACCAAGGGUGUGCCAAACAAGAAGAUUAAACGCAACUUAUCCUCUCAACCAACAAUCAAGUCCUUUUUUCAACCACCAAGGUCAGAGACAGUAAAUGUCAGUACCAGUACCUUAGUUACUCCAGUGGAAACAGUACAUUGUAUGAAUCAAACAUGUGUUCCAAAUGAUGAUAGUCUGCCAGAAAGCAUGCAGUGCACAACUUCAGGCGCCAAAGAUCAGGAUAACACAAAUGUAUCAUCCUGUUCACUUUCAACAGACAAGUGUAAUGCUGCAGCAUUAGAGUGGCAAAGAAUACAACAAAAGAUGAAGAUGACACUGCCACGUUGCAAAGGGCACCGUGAACCAUGUAUUCCAAGAUCCGUGAAGAAGGGCCCUAAUAUUGGCCGAUUAUUCUAUGUCUGUCCUCGUGCUCAGAGAGCAUAAAGCAUUAUUAUCUUCCCGUGACCCUCAAAUGUUGUAUUUUGUCAAGGGACCUGCAUCAAAUCCAGAAGCGAACUGCGGCCACUUUCAGUGGGCACCUGUAAAAUCUAAAGAGAAACGUUCGUGACCGUUUCUCCUCCUUUCAGGACAUUCUGCUUCCUGUAAGUCUGGUACAUCGCUUUGCCCCAACAUACUGAUGAUGUGGUUAUGUGCUUGUGGAGAGGAGCUGUUCUUUUAAUCAGCACUAAUUUCCCCCUUGGCAGGUACAGAUUUUAUUUUUUAACCCUUUAUUUAGUUGGUUGUUGUAAACUUGUAACACUAACAAAAUGUGACCUUCCAUUGGUUGGCUAACAACCAAAUGACAUCUCAGCAUUCUCUUCAUAUUUACCCUCCUGGUUUGUUAGCUUAUCUUCACUACCAAAUUAUGCAAAUUCUUAAUAGGCUAAUGACUAUUAGUAGAGAAUUCUGACGAAAUCAAACAAAGUUUAUCCUGCAAGCAAUGUGUCGUAUGGCAGCCAGUGUGGGCUUUAUAAAACUAAAUCGUGCUAGCAUUUUAUCAUGUUACCCAUCUCUCUCAAGAAAUGAAGUGCCAGUUGCGCAAUGAUAGCGACUGGUACGUUCCCUUUCCAAUAUUUACUCAUAAAAACAGAACUAUUUAUUUCCACCAGAUGUCAUGCCAUGACUGGUUUUAUUUAUUUCCUUUUUUUUCAGAAUGACGUGAUAAGGCAUAUAUUAGAAAAGAAUUGACACCAUCCUUGAUACAGCCUAUUCCAACAACCAAUUGGAGCGAAUUCAGCUCUACGUUUUUCAGUCGACAAGCAUGUAAUUAGGUGAAUAAUAACACAAAGAAAGUACGUCCAAUGUGUAUGUCGUGGGAGCAGUUGAACGCGGAGCACAGGCUGUGGUCUGUACCCGCGCAGGUCAAAUGAUUGGAAGCAGGAAGCUGAGCUCCGGCUGACUUGAAAGCCACUCCAGUACUUCACGCCGUGUUACGUUUGAUCCUUUUUGUGUGUGUGUGUGUGUUGUGUGGUGUGGUGGGCUUAAACAUUGUUUAUGGGAUGCAAGCAUGAUGAGCCCCGCUUGUCCUACCCCUCAUCUCCCCAAAACUGAAUCACCUAAGAAAGAUGGGAAGGCCAUCUUGCUCGCCCCGUGUCCCCUA
Molecule: messenger RNA, 3156 nt
Organism: Panicum hallii
Lineage: Eukaryota; Viridiplantae; Streptophyta; Magnoliopsida; Poales; Poaceae
Product: DNA-(apurinic or apyrimidinic site) lyase 2
Exons: 11
Coding region: 234-2000 (588 amino acids)
Biological process (GO): base-excision repair
Cellular component (GO): nucleus
Molecular function (GO): DNA-(apurinic or apyrimidinic site) endonuclease activity; endonuclease activity; double-stranded DNA 3'-5' DNA exonuclease activity
Source: RefSeq, a predicted model, not a curated record